UUGUGGACAUAGUUGUCAAAUGGCUAAAAUGAAACAUUUUUAGUGAAGUUUACUCCUUUUGAAACUGGUAAAAUGGUAUAAUUUAUCAAUAUUGUUCGGACGUCAUCUUCAAUUGUCAAAUUUAGAGAAAAGAAUAGAGGAAUGUGUAUAAGUCGUCUGAAUGAACAUCUUGUUGCAGAAAUAUCGUAUCCUAGGCAAGAAAGGUGAGGGUACCUUUUCCGAGGUGCUAAAAUGCCAAAACAUAAAAGAUGGCUCAUAUUGGGCCUGCAAAAAGAUGAAACAGACAUAUGAUAGCCUGGACCAGGUGAACAACCUGCGGGAGAUCCAGGCAAUGCGGCGACUCGCCAACCACAGCAAUAUCCUCGAACUCGAGGAAGUCAUCUUUGACAAGAAAAGUGGAACUCUAGUCCUUAUUUUAGAAUUAAUGGAUAUGAACAUAUAUGAAUUGAUAAGAGGCAAGCGUCACCUGUUGCCCGAAUUUACCGUGCAGAAGUACAUGUAUCAGCUGUGCAAGUCUGUAGAUCAUAUGCAUAGAAAUGGCAUUUUUCACAGAGACGUCAAACCAGAAAACAUUUUAAUUAAAGAGGACUUAUUGAAGCUAGCAGACUUUGGUUCCUGUCGUAGUAUAUACUCGAAGCAGCCAUAUACGGAGUAUAUCUCAACACGUUGGUACCGGGCCCCGGAGUGUCUGCUCACGGACGGCUACUAUACGUACAAGAUGGACAUGUGGAGCGUCGGAUGUGUGUUCUUUGAAAUUCUAAGUCUUCACCCAUUAUUUCCUGGUUCUAAUGAGGUGGACCAGAUUGCCAAAAUACAUGACAUUAUGGGCACUCCAGAACCAAAUGUACUCAACAAAUUCAAAAAGUCAAGAGGUAUGAAUUUCAACUUCCCAGCCAAGAAGGGUACAGGUGUGGAGCGUUUGUUACCCAACGCCUCGGCAGAUGCCCUCGACUUGAUAUACAAGCUGUGCACAUAUGAUCCGGAUGAGCGGAUGACGGCUAAACAGGCCAUCCGACAUCCAUACUUCAAGGAACUCAGGGAAACCGACAAAAGGCAGACAGCGCUGAACAAGGCCAAGAUCCAGGUACAGGACAAGGAUGACGCUGCAUCUCGCGUUGAGAACAUAUCUCCCUCACCGAGACACGCCAUGUCUGACAAGGAGAACAAAAAGAAGGAAUCAGAGAUCCAAAUCAUUGCGAGUCUCCCGAAACCGCAGUCCCUGCCUGCACACCAGCUGUUUAAAGACAAACGGAAGGUAUACCAGCGUCGACGGCGAUUGGGCGAGAACCCAAACGGAUACAGCAGCAGUUUUUUCCCGAAGGUGCCGAUCCAUGCGAGCACGAUCAACCCAUCGUACCAUUCCUCAUCAUUCCCGAGCACAUUUUCGUCCCACAAUACCUCCGGACAGCUCUCACUCCUUCCCUCCAUCAACUCCACAUACAAGUCACACAAGAAUCCAAGUACAAAAACAAAGAACAUGUUCAACCACUACCAACUGCCGUCUCUGGACAGACGUGGAGCAGGCUUCUAGUAUUAUGGACUCAUCCAAGAUUUAUUGAUGAAUUCCAGGCAUUCUUUACCCUGUCACAUUGACAGUAAAUGUGGGGUGUACAUAUACAUUUGCUGUGAAUAUCAUAGAAUCGGUGAUUCACCAAUACAAGUGACCUGGAGAUUUAAAUUCAGGAAUAAUUCUUGGAAAAAUUGUACUAUGGGAGUUUGGGGGACAGAAGUUAACAGGAAGCCAGUAAAGUUCAAGCUGCUGUGAUAAUGGAAUGGGUUUGAAACUUCACUUGUACACUUGCCUACACAUGCAUGUACAAGAAGCGUUUUGAAACCUCCCUUAUAUUCAAGGUGUUACCCAGUAGCUGCAGUGCCUCUGUGGAAAUACCUUUCCUCAUUCAUUCCUUAAUGUAAUCUCAUGAAAGCUACAGGGUGUUUGAAAGAAGAUUGGAUUUAGUCAUGUUUUAUCUGUAUUUCUAUUCUUAUACUGAAUGACUUGAUUCAGUUGCACAUGUAGAUAAUCAGAAAUUAUUUGACACCUACCAAUCUAUGUUGGUCCUCUAGUUUGCUAAAAUCUCAUAUAAAUACUGCAUCUCAUUAAGGGGAAAAGUGGUAAAUGGCAACCCCAGAAAGAGAAUGUCAUACAAGGCGGGUGUUUUUUUUAAUGCAUGUAAGGCAGUAUUUAAAAUGGUCACAUUAGACAUUACAGUAUACCUUGUGAUGACUAUAAUUAUUAUGUAAUUCUACAAAGGCAAAAUCAUGUGAAGUAUAAUAAUCUUUCAUUCUAACCCAAAUGUAUUGAAGAAAUUGUUUAAUGAUACUCUACAUUAUCAAAUAUCAAAAACAAGAUAUUGUUUGUAAAGAUACAAUACUAAUAAAACCAGUGCUUUAGAAUAAUGUCAUAUAAAUGGAAUUAAUCAAUCCACUUACAUAUCGGUACCAAAGACAGAUGUUGUAACUUUGUUUGCCUUACUAACAAUGUAUGUCUACUGAUAGAUUUGAACAUUUUCAGUAAUACCAAACAAUUUUAUCUUUCUUUGAUUAGCUCGUCUGUUUUUGAAGACAAAUGGUUGGGGUAUUGUGAUAGUCUUGCGGCUUUCAUUGGUGUCAUAGGCAUCAUUGUGCAAGAACUUCAAUUUUGCCAAAAAAAAGGGUCAAGAUAUUGUGAUGAAACUUUGUCAGCAUGUUGCCGAGUAUAUAUAUUUGUAUCCUGUUGGCUCAAACAUGCUUGGCUCAAUUUCCUUGUUGGCUUGAACAGGAUGUAAAGGACCAUUUUCAUUCUACUGAAUGUAAGCAUUCUUCUUGGCUCAAAUUUUCCGAGGCUCAAGUAUUUAUACUGUUCCUAGGGAGUUCGAGCCAACGGUGUUUGACUGUAUAGCAAGACCCUCUCUUGUUUCAAUAAUUGUCAAUAUACUCCCCUAAUUUGCCAGAAAGAAGCCCAGAUGAGUGUAAGCCUACACUCCAAGGCACUCCUAUUGAAAUUAAGUGUUGUGAAAUUUACAAAUAUCAGUUGUAUUCUUUUAUUUUAUUCCUAUAAAAGCCAUUUAAUUUAUUUCUAUCAUUCUAAUAAUUGCUCAAACCUUAAUACAUGUAUACAAAUGUGGCUUUUAAAUGCUAAUUUUGUGACCAAUCAUGAAAGCAAUCCUUACAUACACACAUUUAAACAUGCAUUUUCAUAUACUGUACAUGUAAUUGUUCUCGCAUUUAGAACUAGACUUUCGGUUCUCAUGACAAAAUAAUCUUACUUUCAUUUUUAUAGGGACUCUGAUGUUUUAUAGGGUAAGACUUUUGAGGAAAUGCUUACUUUAAGGGUAAAACAUCAUCAAAUAGGGCUUUAUUGUAAUAAGUAUUAAAAGUAAUUGACAAAAAAAUACUCUAUUUUGCUGAGAAGUUUUUGAAAAUUGAAUUAUUCUAAGCUUUGAUUUACAGAAUACCACUACUGUUCAAAUGGAAGUCUGCCACUUGAUGUUUGGUAAUUAAUUGUUCAUAAAAGUAAAAUAAGUUGAUAUCAACAAAGUGAGUGAGUCUCCUUAAAGAAACAAACUAUUGACAAUUCCAAGCUUUCAUAAAAAAAUGUUUACCACUUUCUAAUACCACAAAAGAUUAAGUUGAUAUUACAUUUUUCUCGCAUUUACAAUAGGGAAUUUCCCAAUAAUGUCAGUCUUUAAGUUAUAUGUUAAUAUGUAAUCAAGCUUUACACUCAAUAAUUUAGUAUCAUGAGUUUAGUGACAUAGGCUGUGUAUGUAUUAGAAAUUAAAAGAAAUUGUAAAGCAUGUCUAAAAAAAGAACCUAUAUAUCUUCGCUGUUAUUACAUAGAACAUAGUAUCAUUUAGGUUGAACAGAUGGACAUAUACAGUACAAUAAUAACACAAUCUUGGCAUAAAAAUAGAACUUUGGGUGAUAAUUUAUGAAAAACAACAACAGGAGACCACACCAUCUCACAGAUCUCUUUGAAUACACACCAUAAUCCUCAAUAACUAAAUAUGAAAUUUAGAUAAAAACUUUCUAUCUGAUAAACUCUUUCUAUGAACAAAAGAGGUUAAAUUCAGACAAGGUUAGUUUGACUUUUCACCUCAUCAGCUCUACUGUUUUCGAACAAAAAUGUUGUGAAACCCCUGGUGUUGUCAUCAGCCUCGGUGUCAUUCUGCAGACUUUAACCUUGGCCAUUACCCAGAAACCAGUUAUGCCUCUUGACAGAAGAAAACAGUUGAGUAUUGGCAUUUGAUUCCCAGCGUUCUUGUUCUCAUUUGGUCUUCACACUAUGUAAUACAUAGGGUUUAGUUUAGGUCUUCUGAGCAAUUAACUUGGCAUGUCUAGCACACCCCUGGUGCCAACUUUAUUUACACACAAAAGCUUCCUUAGUGUUGAGUGCUCACAGUACUAGCCAUAGGCUUUCUAAAUGAUUAAAUGUGAAUCUUACCAGCGAUCUUAUUGGAGAAGGCAUGAUACUGAACACUAAAUGAUCACAAGAUCUACGUUUAAGUUUGAUAUUGCCUUGUGAUAUGUAUGUGUUUUCUUUCCUGUAUGUUGCCUGCAUUGACACAUAAAACUGUAUCAGAUUUGGUGCUGUUACAAAUGUCAAAUUGUGAGAACAUCUGUGAUAAUAGACUGUAAACAUUUGUAUAGGUAGUUAAAACAGUUGGUAUUUUUAAAACUGUAUAUAGUUGACACACUACUUUUUUUCAUUUUUACAAGAUGGAGAUGAUGCUGUGAUGUAGUGUUUUAUUGUUUACAGCAUAUCCUCUUGCUAUUUGUUGUUAUUACUACUGUUUGCAAAUAAACUUGGCAAAGCUUUCUCACCUAUCAGCUAAUAAAAGCACAAUCAUGAUACAUUUUUUGAAGGGACAUUCCAUCUGUACUGCCACAAAAGUAUUUUCGAACAGUAAGUUUUGGACACUUCAGAGAGUGUCAUUUAAGGUUACAAUUUGAUUGGCGGGUUGAUGAACCAAUUCAAACUGUACAUAAUUAUAUGGAUCACUUGCAGGAGUAUGAGCACAACCCUUAGAAGAAUGUUCCACAUUGAUAUGUUAGAGAAUAUGCUCAAAUGCUGAAUGUGGCUUUCUGUGCUGUGUUAAGUUGAUUGACAGGUCAUAAAUGUUGCAAUUCAUUCAGAAUUUAGGGUACCUGUAACUGAAUUCUUUUAGUGUAUUUGGGCGGAGCAAAAGCCACCAUAUUUUAAUGCUCCAAAACCUUCAACUGCGAAGUUUAUUUUCAAACAGUUGUAAAUAGAGCCUCUCCAAACUAUAGCUGUGGGAUUACAGUUUUUCUACAUGUAAGAGUAUGUUGCCAAUACCUUAGAACUCCACAGAUUUUUUUUAUGUUUGGUCAGCAUGUAAUUUCAGGUGAUCAAACUUGGUAAUGUAGGAAUAUAUUAUGCAGAAAACUCUUUAGGUCUAAAGACAUGGUUCUUUCAAAUGGGGUUAUGCACAAAUAGUGUUAUUUUUUGUUUUAGAACUUUUGUUUCUUUGCUAAAAUGGCUUGACAAACUGACAGUUUCAAUAGUUUCUGCCAUGUAUUUUUUCAACUAGUUAGACAAAGCAUUUAUACGCAUCAUGAUUAUAUGUCUACUCGCUGUGAUCAUUUGUUUGUGAUAUUUUUUGUUGUUAUAUGAAUUAUAUAUGAAUUAUUUUUACUUCGGUUAAUUUAUAUAUUUUGAUUUGUUUUGUAUUGAGGAUUGCCUUUUAAAAUGCUGGAACCAAUUUGAAAUAUAUUUGUAACAUUGAGUGCUCUACCUUUUCCAAAGGGUAAAAUAAUGAAUUUGGUAAUUUCCUUUUCGUACAUAAGACGCUCAUUCGCUCUGUAAUGAAAACCAUAAAUGGUCUUUCAAAAGCCUACCAUGCAAGCAGGAAAUUAUUUUAAAAAAUAUUGUAAUUUAGUUUUGUGAUGUACUGGUAUUGUGUAUAAACUGAAACUGUCAUUUUCUUCCAUGUGUGUUAAACAUUUCUAGCGAGUCUUUCUAUGUCACAUCAGUGGUUUGUAAUUUAUUGUUAGAUCAUGUCAAACAAAUUAGAUUACAUUGAUUAAUAAAAUUGGUAACAAUU
Molecule: messenger RNA, 6041 nt
Organism: Mya arenaria
Lineage: Eukaryota; Metazoa; Mollusca; Bivalvia; Myida; Myidae
Product: MAPK/MAK/MRK overlapping kinase-like
Exons: 12
Coding region: 161-1531 (456 amino acids)
Biological process (GO): protein phosphorylation; intracellular signal transduction
Cellular component (GO): cytoplasm; nucleus
Molecular function (GO): ATP binding; protein serine/threonine kinase activity
Source: RefSeq, a predicted model, not a curated record